AUGGAAUUGAUCACUGAUCUUGGAAUGACAGGAUUAAAACCAGUAGCCACUCCAAUGGAGUGCAAUCAGAGAUUCACAAUAGCAAAAUAUGACCAAAACUUGGAGCUGAAAGAUGAUGAGAAGCUACCAGAUGCAGGGCCAUACCAAAGAUUGGUUGGGAAACUAUUUCACCUUACUAUGACAAGACCAGACAUUUGUUAUGCAGUGCAUGUGUUGAGCCAAUUUAUGCAUUGUCCAAAGAAGUCACACAUGGAGGCAUCAAUAAGAGUUGUUAGGUACAUAAAAGGGGCACUAGGUCUUGGUCUACUGAUGAGCUCAAAGCCUUGCCCAAAACUCACAGCAUUUUGUGAUGCUGGUUGGGCAUCGUGUCCAGUGUCAAGAAAGUCUGUGACAGGGUACGUGAUGAAGCUAGGAGAUUCUUAG
Messenger RNA from Nicotiana tabacum (common tobacco), 423 nucleotides. Its product is annotated as putative mitochondrial protein AtMg00240. The record is from RefSeq and is a predicted model, not a curated record. NCBI's taxonomy places the organism in Eukaryota, Viridiplantae, Streptophyta, Magnoliopsida, Solanales, Solanaceae.